Molecule: messenger RNA, 2001 nt
Organism: Scylla paramamosain (green mud crab)
Lineage: Eukaryota; Metazoa; Arthropoda; Malacostraca; Decapoda; Portunidae
Product: photoreceptor-specific nuclear receptor-like
Exons: 8
Coding region: 1-1326 (441 amino acids)
Biological process (GO): cell differentiation; anatomical structure development; regulation of transcription by RNA polymerase II
Molecular function (GO): RNA polymerase II cis-regulatory region sequence-specific DNA binding; zinc ion binding; nuclear receptor activity
Source: RefSeq, a predicted model, not a curated record
AUGGGACGCACGCUGCCUGUCCCUGUGUUGUGUCAGGUGUGCGGAGACAAGUCCUACGGGAAGCACUACGGCGUGUACUGCUGCGAUGGCUGCUCCUGCUUCUUCAAGAGGUCAAUCAGAAAGGGUGUCUCGUACACCUGCAUUUCUGGGAAGGGAGAGUGCGUGGUGGAUAAGGCAAGAAGGAAUUGGUGUCCACACUGUCGCCUUCAGAAAUGCCUCUCCGUCAACAUGAACACAGAAGCUGUGCAAGAAGAAAGAGGCCCAAGAAAACCUAAACUCAAGCAGCAGCAGCACCAACAGCAGACUUCCCUCACUAAUUGCUCCACUCCUGAGAUGGGGACGGCUCCUUCGGAACGUACUGGGCCGCCGCCGCCUCCUCCUCCUCUCCCUCCUCCUCCUCCCCAUCAGUCCCACGUGACUAUAAGCGGCCCUCCUCCACUACUGCCUACUUUUACCUUCCACCCGUUGCCGAAGCUAUCCUCUGGCCCCAUACCCGCUAUGCCGGAAGUGCCCUCGGUCUUCACGAGUCACUGGUGUUCAUUAGAAAAGCCUUGGUCCCUUGCGUCUCUCCUGGCCUCCAAUCCAUUGUUGGCCACUGCUCCUUCCGUGCCCCUUUCUCCUCCUUUUCUACCGCCACGACCACCUCCCCACCUCUGCCUCCCGCCUUUGAAGCUACACACUUCUGCCUUCAGCACUGUGCGACCCAACCCUCAUCAAUUUGCAAAUUCAAAUCAGUUACGGGAAGAGAUAGGAGUGCAGGUGUUGAGUUGGCUGGUGCGUCAAGCCAGGACCUCCCCCUUCCUCACCCCACUACUGCACAACGACCUCCUGCUCCUCCUCACAAGAGCGUGGCCUCAACUCUUGCUCUUACAUGCAGCUUACUGGCCUCUGGACCUGCUCCUCCUCCUCCAGAAUGAAACAAAGGUUGAUCUUAAAGUUUCAAAUAAUGAUGGCAUAUUGCCAGAUAUGUACAAAAGUGAGGAGGCGGACCAGGUUUCUGCAGCGCUCAGAAUGUGCCGCCAGUAUUCCCUAGAUUCCACUGAGCUGAUGCUCCUCUCUGCAGUCAUUCUUCUAAGAUCACAGCCAGGCUUAUCAACUGAAGGGAUGUUAUUGAUAUCAGCAUUGCAAGAGAGAGCUCAGGCUACUUUGGGUAGUCACACAGCCUCAGUCUGCCCCAGUGACCCACUCAGACCAUCCAACCUCUUACUUUUAGUGGCCUCCCUUCACUGCCUUCCCCAACAAGUAGUAACUAACAUUCUUAUCCCUAGCCUUGCAUCUCCUCAGGCUGCAUCAUUUGUCAUAGCUACUUUUCUUUCUACAAGUUGAAAUUGUAGGUGUUAACUAAAUCUACAUACAUAUUGAAUUUAUGAAUGUUUAAACAUAAAAAUUAUACAUUCUCAAAUUGUAUUAUCUAUCAGUACUUGGGGAGCAUGGUACCUCAGUAGUAAGUCUGACUAUAAAACAAGAAGUCUGGGGUUGGAGGUCACAGGAUUUUUCUAGGAUGACUACCCACUCCUAGGUUUACUCAGGUUUAAAUGGGUGUUGGUCAGCAAUGACUAGUAAUGUUAAAGGUAGCAGAGAAAGGAACCAGCCACCCUACUCCAUACUCCAUAUGCCAAGGCUCUGGAUUGGGCAGCGAUACUUACCCAUUGCCCACACUCCAUGAGUAUGGUACUCUUUAAACCUCCAUCAGUAACUGAUGCCUAUUUGUAAGAAUACACCCAAAAGGAAAAACAUGAUAUUGUUCCACAGGGCAGCAACAAACAGCCUCACAGGUAUAAAGCUGAGAAGCUUUAUACCUGUGUUAUAUCAGCAACAACUGAUGCUCAGUGAUUGGGUGGGCUGCUGGCACAUGAUACACUGUCACUGGACAUUGGACUUAUGUCUGGACAUUCAAGGUAAAAAUACAAUUAUGACAUAUGUGGAUACAUUAUAUGUUGCCUUAAAUAGGAAUGCAAGUUGAGUUUUGCAUUGUAUGAUAAAAUGUCUUAUUUUUAAAUA